AUGAAUAUACCCCAUGGAUCCAAUCCUAGUACAGCAGCUUUCACAUGCAAUACGUGCGGUAUAAAGUUUGCUGGUGCUGAAUUACAGAGGCAACAUAUGAAGACAGAAUGGCACCGGUAUAAUCUAAAAAGAAGAGUAGCUGAAUUACCUUCUAUAUCAUCGGAGCUUUUUGCUGAAAAGGUAUUAAUUGCACGUGAGAAUGAGAAUAAUAUACUGAAUGAAGAUGAAUUUGGGUUUUAUGUUCCACAACGUCGCCGACAUAACUCAUCUGGAGAUGGUGUUCAGCUAUCUAAAAAGUAUUUAAAGCGUCAAGAACGUUUACAUGCCAAGGGAUCUCAGGUACCAAAAUCUAACGAAACUGAUGGUCAGGAUGAUUAUGCAUCCGCAGAGCCUGUUCUUGGUGAGUUUGUAGGCAUUAGAGCUCGGGGAUCAAGCAUAUCUGCUAGUUCUGUUAAGUCCGAGACAUCUGAGUUUUCAAUUGUGACAUCACAUCAUGAAAGUGAGAUGCUGUUUGAAUCAAGUUCUGAAGGUAUUUUAUCUGACUCAGAUGUUACAGAUUUUGAUCAUUUGGUUCCCUCUGAGUCAGAUUUGCCAAGUGAUAACGACAGUGAUGAAUCAUGGAAUGACGAGGUGGAUGCUGAACCAGAGGCAGUAUCAAUUACUGAUUGCUUCUUUUGUGGUCAAGUUAAUCACGAGAAAGAGAACAAUAUUAAACAUAUGUUUAGCAAACAUGGACUUUACAUACCUGAACGGUCAUAUUUAGUUGAUGUUUCCGGUCUCUUAUCAUAUAUUAGUGAAGCAAUAACCCUAGAUCAUGAAUGCUUAGUAUGCGGAUUUCAAGGUAAGAAUUUAGAAAGCAUUAGACAACACAUCUACAAUAAAGGACAUGCCAAACUUCCUUAUGAAAACAAGGAGGAAAGACUUGCCGUUGAAGAGUACUACAACUUUACGAUUCCUGAGGAGGUCACUCCCAAGAAGGCAAAUAAGAAGAAGGUUGCAUUUAUGGAAGAAAAUGGGUCUUCUGAUGAAGAGCCUCUGACGCCGUCCGAUGAUGAAGAAGAAGAAUUUGAUGAAGACAGUGGAAGUGGAAUAAAUGAUAACUACACCAUUGUUCAAAUCGACAAGACUGGUGUGGAACUUACAUUACCUUCUGGCUCACGGAUUGGACAUAGAUCAAUGGCUCGUUACUACAGACAAAAUUUACCUUUAACUCGGGCACCUACUGAAGCUGAACAAACUGUUGCUGUUGUUGAUAAGAGAUUUACUGCAUUGUCACUUGCUGAGCGUAGCUUGAUAGCCCAAGAGAAGGCAGGCCGUCGGGUUGAGACUCAAAGUCGCCAAAAGUAUGAGAAGAAGCUUAAGAAUGUUAAUGCUCAACGCCAUUUCCGGGAUGAAAUUCUCGGAACUUGA
Molecule: messenger RNA, 1410 nt
Organism: Lizanozyma spartinae
Lineage: Eukaryota; Fungi; Ascomycota; Pichiomycetes; Serinales; Debaryomycetaceae
Exons: 1
Coding region: 1-1410 (469 amino acids)
Biological process (GO): ribosomal large subunit biogenesis
Cellular component (GO): preribosome, large subunit precursor
Molecular function (GO): nucleic acid binding; zinc ion binding
Source: RefSeq, a predicted model, not a curated record